This is a messenger RNA of Rotaria sordida, 933 nucleotides long. The record is from the annotation of a GenBank genome assembly. Lineage: Eukaryota; Metazoa; Rotifera; Eurotatoria; Philodinida; Philodinidae.
AUGGAUGAACAAAAUGAACCUUUUCUACAAUCAAAUAUUAGUACACGUCCAAAUCGAUCUAUUUCUUUCGUAGAACGUUUGCGACGAUUUCUACAACAGCUACUAAUCUUCAUUGUACAUUAUCUAUUUCAAAUUUAUGAAUUUUUAAGUAAAAAUAAUUCUCGUGAUACUUCAUCAUCGUAUCGAACAUCUAUUAUCGAAACAUCUACAAUAGCAUAUAGUACGAUACCGAUAGAUAUUAUUGAUGAAACCGAAGAAACAACUGGUCAGGAGAUUGGUGAAAUUAGUGUUGAAGCAUUUGAAAAUUAUCUUCAAUCAGAUGAAAUAAUAAAUCAGUCAACUUUGAAACGUGCUGGUAUUGCUGGAAUUCUUACUCUCGAAGAUGAAUCAGUCUUAUCUCUUUCAUCAACCAAUCAAUUGGCUUCUCCUUCACCAGAGCCAGUUUUUUCAACAUCGUACUCAUCUAGUUUUUCACAAAAUCCUGUGAAUGUUGCUCUAUCGUACCAUGAUGAAAUAACUACUCGAGUACAAAUUAUCAGUGAACUUCUUCAGCAACGUAUUACAACAUCGAAUAUUUCGAAUCUGAUCUUCGAUGUUCCGACCGUCCACGCAAAUAUGAGUGUACUCGAUCGUCGAAAAACUUCAAAAGAUGUUUACAAACGAGCUGCUCUAGUAGUAGUCUUUCUUUCACCUACCUAUCAUAAUUGUAACUUGUGCUAUAACGAUUGGCGAGCGAUCACAAAUCGAUUUAUGGUCGGUUGCAAAGAUCAACAAUGUGAAAAACUUCUUCUCGUGAAAUUAGGCGAAUAUAAUGCAGAUUCACUUGGCCUUUUCGCUGAUGAUUACCAUCUAGACGCUAUGGACAGAAGUGAUGAAGACGUGGCUAAUAUUAUCGUUGAUCGAUGGCGCAUGAUCGAGAACUUGUUAAUAUAG